AAUGCCCAGUGAUCCUUGUGGGGUGUUGCUGACACAGAGCUUGCUCUCUAGAGAGAGAAAGCUAGUGAGAGAGAGAGAUAGAUAGAGAGAGGUAGAAGACUAGAAGUAGUGUAGUCCAGUGUGAAUUGUUGGGUGUCCAAUGGGUGGAGGGGUUGCACACUUGCUCCUCAUCCACACUAGCUACCCCAGCUCAGCUCAGCUCAGCUCAUUCCUCUCUCUCUCAUCAACCCUAGCUAGAAGAACUAGAUAGAAGCUUUCUUGAGCCAGCCAAUUAACUCGAUCUCUCUCCUCUCGCUCUCUCUCUCUCUCUCUCUAAUUGCUCUCUCGCAGUUGCUGCUUAAUCCGAUCGAUCGAUUGAUCGGGGGUGAGAAGCUAAUUGAGAUCAUCAGCUCCGUUCUUGGCGAGAGGGAGGGGGUAGACAGCUCCGUGAUUCCGUCUAUGCCGGUAGUGACACUGCAGGUGCACGCUGGGUAGGCAGUGGUAGUGGUAGCAGCAGCCAGCAGCUGCAGUGGUGGUGGUGGCGCUAGUCGUCGUCCCCGGCCGGCCUCGAUCGUCUCGUCGUCAGAGACCGGUUCACGGGUUAGGGUCGCCGCCGGCCCCCACCGCGCGCGGCAGGUGGAGGUACGGGGUGCAACUGCGAGCUGCUUGCUGCACAUGAUCGGAGGCGGAUCGGUCGUCGUCGUCGCCGGCAGCGAGAUCUGACUCCGAUCCAUCGCCGAUCGAUCGAUCAGACGUGUGGGUAGAAGCAGCAGCAGCAGAAGUUAGCUGGAGCAGUGGAAUUCAGGAGAGGGUAGGUCGAGAUGAUGCUCAAGGAUCUGGCGGAAAUUCAGCAGCAGCAGCAGCAGCUCGCCGCCGAGGAGAACAUGUCGAACCUCACGUCGGCCUCCGGCGACCAGGCCAGCGUCUCGUCCCACCCGGCCCCGCCGCCCGCCAAGAAGAAGCGCAGCCUCCCGGGCAACCCAGAUCCUGAGGCGGAGGUAAUCGCGCUGUCGCCGAAGACGCUGAUGGCGACGAACAGGUACGUGUGCGAGAUCUGCGGGAAGGGGUUCCAGCGAGACCAGAACUUGCAGCUGCACCGGCGAGGGCACAACCUGCCGUGGAAGCUGAAGCAGCGGAACCCCAAGGAGGCGGUGAGGAAGAAGGUGUACGUGUGCCCCGAGGCCGGGUGCGUGCACCACGACCCGGCGCGCGCCCUCGGCGACCUCACCGGCAUCAAGAAGCACUUCAGCCGCAAGCACGGCGAGAAGAAGUGGAAGUGCGACAAGUGCUCCAAGCGCUACGCCGUCCACUCCGACUGGAAGGCCCACUCCAAGGUCUGCGGCACCCGCGAGUACCGCUGCGACUGCGGCACCCUCUUCUCCCGGCGGGACAGCUUCAUCACGCACAGGGCGUUCUGCGACGCGCUGGCGGAGGAGAGCGCGAGGGCGGUGACCGCGGCGGCGGCGGUGGCGGGACAGCAGCACGCGGGGGCGGGGCUUCUCUUCCCUCAGGGCGGCGGCGGGUUGCAGCUGCCGGCUGUGCUCGAUCACCCGGCGAUGGCGAUGGGCGGGCACGGGCUGAUGCAAGAGCUGUGCCUCAAGAGGGAGCAGCAGCAGCAGUUCGCGCCGUCGUGGCUCACGGCGCAGCAGCAGCAGCUAGAGACGAUGGGCAGCGCGGUGAGUCCGGCGGCGAUGUACGGGUCUGCGAGGCUGGACCAGGAGUUCAUCGGGAGCUCCACGCCGGAGAGCGGCGCCGCGCAGCACCAGGGCGGCCUGAGCUUCGCGUUCUCGUCGACGUCAUCCGCGCCGCCGCCCGUCGCCUCCUCGGCGCACAUGUCCGCCACCGCGCUGCUGCAGAAGGCUGCACAGAUGGGCGCGACGCUGAGCCGGCCGUCGAGCCAAGGCCAGAUGGCGGCGGCGAGCACGCACAACAGCACCAGCGCCACCACCAAUGCAGCUCCUCCUCCUACUAGCAACGUGACGAGCACUUGCGUCGGCGCCGGCAGCUACGGGCUCGCAUUCGAAGCGUCUCACUUCAUCGGAGCAGACGACAGGACCAGGUCCGAUCGUGCCACCAGCAACGGCGGAGGCGGCGGCGCCACCGCCGGAGCCGGCAACGACGGCCUCACCAGGGACUUCCUGGGCCUUAGAGCCUUCUCCCACGGCGACAUAAUGAGCAUGGCAGGGUUCGAUCCCUGCAGCAUGUCGACGACGUCGGCCUCGUCGGCGGCGUACGACCAAGGCCACCACCACAGCAACAAGCCAUGGCAUAGCUAGUAACCUCGGCAACCACAUCCACACCAGCUCGGCCGCCAUGAAUGAAUUGAAGCGAACUAUGCAUGCACACAUCCAGCUAAUUUUGCUCGUGGACUGACUACUCAUCGAACUGCACGAUGAUCAUGUCAAGAUUCAUAGCUGGGUAAGUGAGCCGAAUUCAAUUAGCCAGCUUCAUCUCUUUCGAUGAUCGAUGUUCCAAUUGAGGUUUAAUAAUUUGAUGUUCUUUUGGGGAGGGUAUGGGCUGUUCAAUUCAAAUAUAUAUGGAACUUUCAAAUUAUAUAUUGUUCAUGCUAGCUACUAUAUACUAUCAUAGUUAAUUCAUCUUCCUACUGUAAUAAUAAAAUUUUUAGCUAUUCAGCUCAUACAGCUGUGUAGUUCUACUGCUAUUGGAAGCUCCAUUUGUAAUAAUCAGUUGUUCCCAUUAAUUAAUCGAUCCAUUUAAUUUGCUAGUUCUUGUAUAAUAGUAACAUGCAUCUGGAGAUGUCAUAUUGGCCGGUGGA
Molecule: messenger RNA, 2755 nt
Organism: Oryza brachyantha (malo sina)
Lineage: Eukaryota; Viridiplantae; Streptophyta; Magnoliopsida; Poales; Poaceae
Product: protein indeterminate-domain 11-like
Exons: 3
Coding region: 801-2255 (484 amino acids)
Cellular component (GO): nucleus
Molecular function (GO): DNA-binding transcription factor activity
Source: RefSeq, a predicted model, not a curated record